Messenger RNA from Penicillium antarcticum, 939 nucleotides. RefSeq lists its product as uncharacterized. The record is from RefSeq and is a predicted model, not a curated record. The transcript has 2 exons. Gene Ontology annotation, molecular function: ATP binding; protein serine/threonine kinase activity. Lineage: Eukaryota; Fungi; Ascomycota; Eurotiomycetes; Eurotiales; Aspergillaceae. The coding region runs from base 1 to 939 and encodes 312 amino acids. Gene Ontology annotation, biological process: intracellular signal transduction; protein phosphorylation; intracellular monoatomic cation homeostasis.
AUGAUGAAACUGGAAGCGGAGCAGGGCAUGGCGAACAACACCACCUCUAUCACAGCCAGAGAGAGAAAAGAAAUGCCUGAAAAUGAAGAGAUCGAGGAUGUUGUUAAGCACAGCUCCUCUACUGACAUCUCUUCAUCGCGAGAGGUCCAAGCAGUGAGAUCAGAUAUUGAUUGCAUAUAUGCAGUCAAAACCUUUUGUUGUGGAUCAAAUCCAACCGGCAAGAUUCACCGAGAGCGUAUCAUUACUGCAUUUGAUAUAUCAUCUUCUUUGGAUCACCACAACAUUGUUCGAAACUUCGACUUAUAUGAGCUCAGCAACGGCGAUCUUUGCGAAUCUGUCGAGCACUGCUCCGGUGGCGACCUAUACUCCUUGAUCACCGCAUCACGUCAUCUUGAACAGAGCGAAGCCGACUGCUUUUUCAAACAGCUCAUGCACGGCAUCCAUUACAUGCACAAAAUGGAGAUUGCUCAUUGCGACUUGACGCCGGAAAAUCUCCUUUUAACCUCCCAUGGAUGUCUUAAGAUUUCCAACUUCACAAACGCUGAAUCUUUCCACCUUGGUAAGGUGGAAAAAGCAACUCUGCCGAAGAAAAGUCGUUACCCCAACCCCUAUGUUCCACCCGAACGUUAUCUCGGCAGUGAAUUUGACCCUGCAGCUGUGGACAUCUGGGCUGCUGCUAUGAUCUACAUCGCGAUGAGGACGGGUAGAAUCCCAUGGAAGAUGGCGAAUGACAAGGACGAAUGCUUCAGAGACUAUAUUACAGACCGCAGGAUUGGACGAGGAUACUUCUUCAUUGAGGACAUAUGCAAUAUCGCUAGCCGAAGAGUCUUGUAUUCAAUGCUGGAGACCGACUACGCGCAUCGCGCUCGAUCAACUGAGAUACUUUGCUCUCAAUGGCUCAUGGAUAUCAAAACCUGCACAGCCGCUGGACAAGUGUAG